Eimeria necatrix is the source of this 387-nucleotide messenger RNA. Its product is annotated as kelch motif domain-containing protein, putative. Gene Ontology annotation, molecular function: protein binding. The annotation marks the transcript as partial. The transcript has 3 exons. Lineage: Eukaryota; Apicomplexa; Conoidasida; Eucoccidiorida; Eimeriidae. The record is from RefSeq and is a predicted model, not a curated record.
GUGCGGAGCGCGGGCUGCGCAGUCUCCAGCGCAAACCACCUUUAUGCCUUGGGGGGGAUUAACGCAGACCACCAAAUCCACAACUCCCUCGAAGUCCUAAACCCUGAAGGAGGCCAGUGGGUGUUUUUGGCUCCAAUGCCGGGGCCCCGCAUGGACUGCGCGGCGGUUUUCCUCAAGGACUCCAUCCUGGCCUUGCGGGGGGGUGGGGGGCCUAGGGUGGACUGCGCGGUGGUUUUGGGCAAAGACUUCAUUCUGGUGACGGGGGGGCAGGACGGCGAAGUGUUGAGCAGCACUUGUUUUUAUAAUCCGGAAACAAAUGAAUGGAGACAAGGGCCUUCAAUGGGGACUCCUCGCUACGGCCACAACCUCGUUGUCACAGCUCUCUAG